Molecule: messenger RNA, 3788 nt
Organism: Arvicola amphibius (Eurasian water vole)
Lineage: Eukaryota; Metazoa; Chordata; Mammalia; Rodentia; Cricetidae
Gene: Ap4e1
Product: adaptor related protein complex 4 subunit epsilon 1
Exons: 21
Coding region: 30-3401 (1123 amino acids)
Biological process (GO): intracellular protein transport; receptor-mediated endocytosis
Cellular component (GO): AP-4 adaptor complex; membrane coat
Molecular function (GO): cargo adaptor activity
Source: RefSeq, a predicted model, not a curated record
GCGUGAAGGAUCCGCGACGGGAGGCCGCGAUGAGCGACAUGGUGGAGAGGACGCUCACGGCGCUGCCGGGGCUCUUCCUGCAGAACCAGCUGGGAGGGCCUGCGGCCUCCAGAGCACCCUUCUUCUCCAGGCUGGGCGGCCUCAUCCGCGGCGUCACUGCACUCUCGUCCAAGCACGAAGAAGAGAAAUUGAUCCAGCAGGAACUGAGCAGUCUGAAGGUGACUGUUUCCGCCCCAACUACAACACUGAAAAUGAUGAAGGAAUGUAUGGUGAGACUUAUAUACUGUGAAAUGCUUGGAUAUGAUGCUUCCUUUGGAUAUAUACAUGCAAUCAAGUUGGCCCAACAAGGAAACCUCUUGGAAAAAAGAGUGGGUUAUUUGGCUGUUUCUUUAUUUCUACAUGAAAGUCAUGAACUUUUGCUUCUUCUUGUGAAUACAGUAGUAAAGGACCUGCAGAGCACUAACCUGGUAGAAGUAUGUAUGGCCCUUACUGUUGUCAGCCAGAUUUUCCCUCGAGAAAUGAUUCCAGCUGUUCUUCCACUAAUAGAAGACAAACUUCAACAUUCUAAGGAGAUUAUACGAAGAAAAGCAGUUCUGGCAUUAUACAAAUUUUAUGUCAUUGCCCCUAAUCAAGUACAACAUAUCCAUACUAAAUUUCGGAAAGCACUUUGUGACAGAGAUGUUGGAGUCAUGGCUGCCUCUUUGCAUAUAUACCUUAGGAUGAUUAAGGAAAAUUCCUCUGGAUAUAAAGAUCUGACUGAGAGUUUUGUGACAAUUUUAAAGCAAGUGGUGGGAGGAAAGCUCCCAGUUGAGUUUAGUUACCACAGUGUGCCAGCGCCAUGGUUACAGAUCCAGCUCUUGAGAAUACUGGGCCUGCUGGGAAAGGACGACCAAAGGACAAGUGAAUUAAUGUAUGAUGUUCUUGAUGAGUCCUUACGAAGAGCCGAGUUAAACCACAAUGUCACUUAUGCUAUUCUGUUUGAAUGUGUACACACAAUCUAUUCUAUUUAUCCUAAAUCAGAAUUACUUGAGAAGGCUGCCAAGUGCAUUGGAAAAUUUGUUCUGUCACCUAAAAUAAACCUCAAAUAUUUAGGACUGAAGGCUCUUACCUAUGUUAUCCAGCAGGAUCCUUCUCUGGCUCUUCAACACCAGAUAACCAUAAUUGAAUGCCUAGACCACCCUGAUCCCAUUAUUAAAAGAGAGACUCUGGAACUUCUUUACAGAAUUACAAAUGCACAGAAUGUGACAGUUAUUGUACAGAAAAUGCUUGAAUAUUUGCAUCAGAGCAAAGAAGAGUAUAUCAUCAUCAACUUGGUUGGCAAAAUAGCUGAGCUGGCUGAGAAAUAUGCUCCUGACAACGUAUGGUUUAUUCAGACAAUGAAUGCUGUGUUUUCAGUGGGAGGAGAUGUAAUGCACCCUGAUAUUCUCAGUAACUUCCUGAGACUGCUAGCAGAAGGUUUUGAUGAUGAAACAGAAGAUCAACAAUUAAGAGUCUAUGCAGUUCAGUCUUACCUUACUUUACUAGAUAUGGAAAAUACUUUCUAUCCACAGAGAUUUCUUCAAGUUAUGAGUUGGGUGUUAGGAGAAUAUUCCUACCUCUUAGGUGAAGAAAGUGCAGAGGAAGUUAUAACCAGGCUCUACAAGUUACUUAUGAGUGACUCCAUUUCUUCAGAAACAAAAGCCUGGUUGAUUGCUGCAGUGACCAAGCUGACACCCCAAGCACAUUCUUCUCAUAUAGUUGAGAAAUUAAUCCAAGAAUUCACUGUGUCUUUGGAUACUUGUCUAAGACAGCAUGCAUUUGAAUUGAAGCAUCUGCAUGAAAAUGUGGAACUUAUGAAGACCUUGCUUCAAGAUACUCAGAAUUGUGAAGACACAGUGGUGGACGCUUCUUUAUCUUUUCUGGAUGGCUUUGUAGCUGAAGGGCUCAGUCAGGGGGCAGCACCUUACAAACCGCAUCACCAGCGCCAAGAGGAACAGCUUUCUCAAGAAAAAGUUCUCAAUUUUGAACCAUAUGGACUAUCAUUUUCGUCAUCUGGCUUCACUGGACGACAGUCACCUGCUGGCAUUUCUCUGGGCUCAGAUAUAUCUGGAAAUAGUGCUGAAAUGGGACUGAAAGAGACAAGUAGCUUAAAGCUGGAAGGUAUAAAGAAAUUAUGGGGCAAAGAGGGCUAUCUCCCCAAAAAGGAGAGCGCAGCUGGUGAUACAAUGGAAGUGCCGCAUGUCCCUGGGGAGGGUGCGACAAUGGAGACUGUCAGCCAGGCCUCAGCCAGAAAAGACCAAGCUCAAAGCCUCACCCAAUCUACAGAGGAGAAAGAAAAGCAGUUGUUGGCAUCCUCACUGUUUGUUGGGCUUGAACCAGAAAAUACAAUCAAUUUGUUGGGAAAAGUAGACCUCGUGUCUCACAAGUUCAGGAGGAAAUCAAAAUUCAAGGUUGCCCAAAGUGACAAGACACCCAGUGCUCAUAACCCUGCCUCCUCCACCCUCAGCUCUGUCUCAGCUGUGGCCUGUGGGGAUGACAACUCUCUGAGUGCUUUGAAUAGAGGGGACACUGAACUCAGUGUAGAGCUCUUUGGUUCUGGAUCUUUGUCAGAGCUGUCCUCGGUUGAAAAACUCUCAAGUGUCAGCUCACCUGCGCCUUCUUUGUUUGCUGAUAACAACAUGGAAGUUUUCCACCCCACUUCGUCCUCCACAACUUCAGCUGCAGCCUCUCUGUUGGAAGAAACUCCGGAGCGUGGGCACUCAAGUCCCAUGGAAAUCUGUAGUAACGACACGGUGUCAGUGUCUUCUUACAAAAUUUGGAAAGAUGAUUGUUUAUUGGUGGUCUGGGCAGUCACCAGUAAGACUGAUUCAGAGGUGACAAAUGCUAAGUUAGAAAUUUUUCCUGUGGAAAACUUCAAGAUCAUUGAGCAACCUGGAUGCUGUUUGCCUGGGAAGGAAAGCACCACAUCUUUUCAGUAUGGUGUGCAGAUGGAAAGCCCCUCUGUAGAGGGGACUCUCUGUGGUGUUAUAAAUUACCAGAUGAUGGAUGCACAUUCUCUUCAGUUGAAAUUUUCCAUGAACUUAUCAUUAUUAGAUUUUAUUAGGCCAUUAAAGAUCUCAACUGAAGACUUUGGCAAACUCUGGUUGGCCUUAGCAAAUGAUGUGAAGCAAACUAUAAAAAUAUCAGAGCCUCAAGUUGCCUUGGCUUCUGUCCUAACAGAGCUGCAGCAGAAGCUGGGACUUCAUGUCAUUGAUGUCGUAGGCAAUGAAGGGCUGUUGGCAUGUAAGCUGCUCCCCUCCACCCCGUGUGUUCUGCACUGCCGAGUGCACGCUGACGCGGUGGCCCUGUGGUUCCGGUCCUCCUGCUCUGCUCUUCCAGACUGUUUGUCGUGCCACUGUCAGAAGGUGAUGGAGACGUCCUAGCAGUGCUCUGUUCGGUUUACUUUCUCACAUAAAUGGUUUACAUUUAUAAACUUACCAAAGUACAAAGAACUCAUGGUACUUCUGAUGGAAAUGGGGAUUAUUGUAAGGUUCGGUUUAUGCGUUUUCUUCUUGAUUUCUGAUAAGGAUGAUCCCCAAGAAACUGUAUCACUAAACUAAUUUUUUUACUCAGGAUUGUACAGUAUGUUUGGGUCUCCCCAAAUGACCUAAGCUAAUGUUAUAAAAUGUAAUGAUUUGUAUAUCACUUAAUGUGAAGGAACUGAAAAUAUUUAUUUUGUUAUAAGUGUUUUAUAACAGGUUUAUUCUAGCAUUAACUGAUUUCUAAUAAAGCCGAGACUCAGUUCUCCUCUUUGAUGCAGGGACACAUGA